AUGUCUAGUCGGCUGACGCCCCGUUCUAACCGUGACUAUGGUUUUGUAGUUGCCGCCUCUGCUGGGGUAAUGUAUGAUUGGGUAGUGACUUUUGGACAAGAGGUUGAACUGGUCUGGAGGCAACGCUGGUCCCUUGUAACCGUUUUGUUUCUCAGUGUGCGCUAUCUUGGAAUAUCGUACGCUGUCACCAACAUACUGUGCUUUAUUCUAAUCAUCGUCGUGAAUUGGAUUGAUAUCGCCGCAAAUGCGAUACUGGGAGUGGUCAUGCUCGUUCGGUUAUAUGCCAUGUAUCGGCGAUCCAGAAAGGUACUGAUACCUCUCGUUGUCAUCUUGGUUGCUGGCAACAUAUUCGUCGGAGUGGCUAUCGCAAUAGCAAUAGCAAUGAGGGAUAUUCCAAGGGAGGAGGUCAUUAUCUCCGGCACUUAUCAGUGCGCGACUGAUUACAAGGGAGAUUAUUUGCUUCUGGAUUCCAUAACUUGGAUUCUCGGCACUGUAUGGGAGGUCCUCGCACUAUUUCUGGCAGUCUGGAUUGCCGUGAAACGCUUCCGUGAACUGCGACGACAUCCUGGAAGAGGAAUCAUCAACGAUUGCUUCACGGUGUUGAUGAAAACUCACCUGAUUUACUUUGCGAGCGUUGUUGGUGUUUCGUGCCUCGGUCUCGGUUCUUUGUUUUCGACAAUUUUAGCGGAUGAAUAUGCCCUGGGAUCCCAGAUUUAUGUGGGGCUUCUCAUGGUGUUCCGUUUUGUGCAAAUGUUCGUGCUAGGACCACGCCUGAUCCUCGGCGUUCGAGAAUAUCACGCCAAGCUCGUGGCCGACUCCGAUGCAGCAACGGCCAUGACUGCGAUUGCUUUCCAGGAGCGCAUGCAUUUGUCAUCCAGUAGCGAUGGUGUGUAG
Molecule: messenger RNA, 894 nt
Organism: Suillus plorans
Lineage: Eukaryota; Fungi; Basidiomycota; Agaricomycetes; Boletales; Suillaceae
Exons: 11
Coding region: 1-894 (297 amino acids)
Source: RefSeq, a predicted model, not a curated record